GAUCACUUUUACUUGAACAAACUUACUUUCUAUUGAAUGCAAAUAUUGAUAAAACAGUAGAGCAAGAAAUAAUUAAGCGAAAGUUUUCUUUUCAUUAAUAUCUUUAAUGUUUCUAUUAUCACUCAUUUCAUAAUUACAAAAAGCAGCUACAUGUACAUAUAUUUUGCAGAUGCUCAUCAAGCGUAUCAAGGAAAAAUUGAUAUUCAAAUCGUUUCACGUGGAUGAUUUGAUGAAUUCUAGUUUAUCCAGUACAAGAACUCGCUCAAGAAUCAAAUGGUUAUCACCAUAAAUGUACUGAUCAGAGACCGCAGUUUCACUUUCUCACUUGAUCUCCACAAACGUAUGGUUCUGAAAAUAUUUUAAGCCUUCAAAAAUACAAACCUCCCCACCUGUACCUUCAUCUAAAGAGAAAUGAAAAAACAAGAACAAGAAGAGAGACAUAUAACUUUCGAAGUAAGAUACCAAGAACGUCCAUUCGGCCAAGAGACGUAUUACCAGUCGUUACCUGGACCGACAAGAUCACAUUUAAUCUUCUUUUCUUCCUUCAACAACAUUUUUAUCAUCUAACAGUCAGAUCUAAUUACUUCCUUUACACUUUUUUUUUCAUUUCCAUUCACAUAUGAUACUGAUCGUGAAUUCUCCUAUCCAUUUCAUCCGAUUCCCUCGGAUAUUUAUUACCAAAAUUAGUGUUUGUUUGGUUUAAAAACGAAAAUGUGUAAACGAAAAUAGCCAUUCAACAGUUGAUUAGUUCAAUAAUAAAUCAUUAAAUUGAAUUUAUUUAUAAAGUAAUUGAAGAGAAAUGUACUUUUGGUGUAAAUUAUUUGUGAUUUACGUUAUCUUUGAUAUCACUGAGAUCAAUGCAAGGAUUAAGAAUAAUCUUCUCAUCAGACAACCCAUUACUCAUCGUCAACCAAGGGCAAUUCCGGAUCUAAGGAGAUUGUUGAUGUCCAAAACAACUGGUAGAAUAUUCAAUGGGAAACCUAGUAAACGAGGAUCAUGGCCAUGGCAAGCAUCUCUUCAACUGCUGCACCCCAAGCUAGGAUUCAUUGGCCAUUGGUGUGGGGGAGUGUUGGUGGAACCGUCUUGGAUCCUUACUGCUGCUCAUUGCAUUCACAAUGAUUUAUUUAACUUGCCAAUUGGAGCUUUGUGGACUGCAGUAAUUGGGGAGUGGGAAUUGGAUUCCGGUAAUCGUGGGUCAGUUCGAAUCCCAGUGGAGCAGGUGAUCAUUCACGAACAGUUUAAUAAUUAUAUUAAUGAUAUUGCCCUAAUGAAGCUGACCAGGCCAGCUCCACUUUCCAAAGUAAUUCGAACGAUUUGUCUACCUGAAGAAGAAGAGAAAUUCGCUGAUACUAAUUGUGUUGCUUCCGGUUGGGGUCGAUCUGGACCAUCUCAUUCAUUGUCUUCCAGUCUCCUUGAAGCCAAUAUUCCUCUUUUAAAUCUAGACGAGUGUAAAAAGGCUUAUGGUAACUCUGUACCACUCCGGAAUGGUCAUUUAUGUGCUGGUCAUGUUGAUGGCUCUUCUGGAAGCUGUGUGGGAGACUCGGGUGGUCCACUUCAAUGUCGAAAAGGAAAUGGAGUUUGGCAAUUAACAGGAAUUACAUCUUUUGGAUCCGGUUGUGCAAGACCAGGCUUUCCAGAUGUUUAUACUCGUGUUCAGCAUUAUGUUACUUGGAUAAGAGACACAAUGAAUAGCCAUACAAAUGUUUAAUUGAUAUAAUUUUUUUAAAUAGUUAAAUCUUGAUACCUCUUUAUUUGUAAAUAAAUGUAUAUAAAUAUUUUUCAUAUUAUUAUGCAUAAAAUAUAAGUCAAACUGCCAAUUGUAAGACAUCGAUCGAUUGAUCAUAUUUACUUUCCAAAACAAUUUUCCAAGUGAAAAUUGCAGAGUUUAUAUACGAUAAACUAUGUUUAAGCAUUAUAAUCCUAGUUUAAAACCGGCAAUCUCUAACUUUCUCGAGCCUAUAAGUUUUUA
Messenger RNA from Chelonus insularis, 1969 nucleotides. Its product is annotated as chymotrypsinogen A-like. The transcript is spliced from 7 exons. Lineage: Eukaryota; Metazoa; Arthropoda; Insecta; Hymenoptera; Braconidae. The record is from RefSeq and is a predicted model, not a curated record. The coding region runs from base 800 to 1708 and encodes 302 amino acids. Gene Ontology annotation, molecular function: serine-type endopeptidase activity. Gene Ontology annotation, biological process: proteolysis.